GUCCCGAUGUCGGCGGUCAAAUGAGCCAAUCGGCAGAGGGCAGGCUCGUUACCAAUAGGAUCAAAGAGUUUACGGAGCAGGGACGCGCCAUUGGUAGCUCCACCUAUCGGUCUUCGCCGCCGCGGCAGGGGGUUGGUUAGUGGGGAGGAGGGGGCGGUUUCCGGGGGCGGGGAAGGUAUAUUAGGGACGGACAAAGGCGGCGGCGAGGCCCUUUAGCUCGCCGCCAUUUUGAGCAGCGGGCUCUGAGGAGCAGCAGCGGCAGCCGGCGCGCCUCUCUUUCUCCGCCUUCCCCACCACACCAUGUCGCGGGAUCGGUUCCGUAGCCGUGGAGGCGGCGGAGGGGGCUUCCAUCGGCGCGGCGGCGGCGGCGGCCGCGGCGGCCCCAACCACGAUUUCCGCUCUCCGCCGCCCGGCAUGGGCAUGGGCCAGAACCGCGGGCCCAUGGGGGGCGGCCCGCAGGGCCCCGGCGGCCCGCCGGGCGGAGGCCCGAAGUCCGAACCGCCGAAGCCUCCGGCGUCGACCUCCACUCCGCCGUCCUCGUCCUCUUCGUCCUCCGCCACCACGGCGGGCCCCGCCGGCAGCCAGUCCGGCCCCGGGGCGCCUCCUCCGUCCGCCCUGCCCGCGGGGCAGCCGCCGCAGCAGCAGGCCCAGGGCUCCGCGCCCUCCUCCGCGCCCUCCGGCCCCGGGGGGCAGCAGCAGCCGCAGCCCAAGCCGAGCCCCAGCCCCACCCCGGCCGGCGGCCCUAAGAAAGGACAAGGACAGUCGCCCGGCGGCGGGCCCAAGGGGCCGGGCGGGCCGCAGCAGGGGCCGGGCGGGCCUCACAAGGGCGGGCCGGGCCACCGCGGAGGGCCGGGCGGGGAGCCGCGGGGCCGCGGGCAGCAGCACCAGGGACAGCAGAGCCUCUCCUCGCAGCAGGGCCCGGCCGGCGGCGACAAGCUUUCGGACGAGGGCUUUAAGGCAAACCUCUCACUGCUGAGGAGGCCCGGGGAGAAGACUUACACUCAGCGGUGCCGUUUGUUUGUUGGGAAUUUGCCCGCCGAUAUAACGGAUGAAGACUUUAAAAGAUUGUUUGCCAAAUACGGGGAGCCGGGAGAGGUUUUUAUCAACAAAGGAAAAGGCUUUGGCUUCAUUAAGUUGGAAUCUAGAGCUCUGGCAGAAAUCGCCAAGGCAGAACUGGACGACACCCCCAUGCGGGGCCGGCAGCUCCGUGUUCGCUUUGCCACGCACGCCGCCGCGCUGUCAGUGCGUAACCUUUCUCCUUACGUGUCCAACGAGUUACUGGAGGAAGCUUUCUCCCAGUUCGGUCCGGUGGAGAGAGCUGUUGUGAUUGUAGAUGAUCGAGGUAGAUCAACGGGAAAAGGCAUUGUUGAAUUUGCAUCAAAGCCAGCUGCCAGAAAAGCGUUUGAACGGUGUACUGAGGGAGUGUUCUUGUUGACGACCACCCCUAGGCCAGUUAUUGUGGAACCGUUGGAGCAACUGGAUGAUGAAGAUGGUCUUCCAGAAAAGCUUGCUCAGAAGAACCCGAUGUACCAAAAGGAAAGAGAAACUCCUCCCCGUUUUGCACAGCCUGGCAGUUUUGAGUUUGAGUAUUCCCAGAGAUGGAAAUCUUUAGAUGAAAUGGAAAAACAACAGAGAGAACAAGUGGCAAAAAACAUGAAAGAUGCCAAGGACAAACUUGAGAGUGAGAUGGAAGAUGCUUAUCAUGAGCAUCAGGCAAACCUCUUGCGUCAAGACCUUAUGAGGCGUCAGGAGGAACUGAGACGUAUGGAAGAACUCCAUAAUCAAGAAAUGCAGAAACGCAAGGAAAUUCAGCUCAGGCAGGAGGAGGAGCGUCGCAGACGGGAGGAGGAAAUGAUGAUCCGUCAGCGAGAGAUGGAAGAACAGAUGAGAAGGCAGAGGGAAGAGAAUUAUAGUAGAAUGGGUUAUAUGGAUCCCAGGGAGAGAGACAUGAGAAUGGGUGGUGCCACCACAAUGAACAUGGGAGAUCCUUAUGCUUCUGCAGCCCAGAAAUUUCCACCUCUUGGAGGUGGAGGCGGCAUAGGUUAUGAAGCUAAUCCAGGAGUUGGCCAAGCAGCCAUGAGUGGUUCUAUGAUGGGAAGUGACAUGCGUCCUGAACGCUUUGGGCAGGGAGGUGCGGGGCCUGUGGGUGGCCAGGGUCCUAGAGGAAUGGGGCCUGGAACACCAACAGGAUAUGGUAGAGGGAGAGAAGAAUACGAAGGCCCAAACAAAAAGCCCCGAUUUUAGAUGUGACCUGUAGUUUCAUUCCAGUUUGUUUUGUCUGUCUUGUUUAGACACCAACUUUUUAAUUCUUGCAUUUUAGUAAGAAAGCUACGUUUUUAUGGAUGUUAGAAACUUACUGACCUAAUAUUUGUAAGUGGUCUGUUUGGGCAAGUACAACUUAAUUAUGUAAUGCAGUGUUUCAAAACAAGUUUAGCUGUUUUUUUGAUGUAUAACAUCCCUAACUUGAUGGCAGUGUACAUUGUGCCACUGAAUUCCCAAAGUGUACCAACUUUUUUUUACUGUGCUUCAAAUAAAUAGAAAACUAAAUGUAGUAACUUUUCUUGCCAUUCAUGGUUAAAUUAAGAGGCUAAAUAUAAGUACCACACCUUCAGCAGUAAACUGAGACUCUUGCCAUAGAGAUCCAACUAGACCCAGGGUGUGGAACUGUAAUGAAGAGCUGAGAUCUCUUCCCAUAAAGCCUCUAGCUUAAGACUGGGACAAAUAGCUUAACUGCCCAGUAGGUGCAGAUUUUUGAACGUUGUGCUGCAAUAAGAAAGCAAAUAAAAAUCUUGCAGAUGCUGUCAGAUAACGGUAAUGAAAGCUACGCUGCAAGUAAUGCAGUAUGUAAAGCAUUUCUUAUCUUAGCUAUGGAUGAUGGGUGGUGGGAUGGUUGCACUUAACCACCUUGGCAGUUACUGCUUGAUACUUUCUAAAGACUUUAAGCAGAAGACUAGCAAUGGUUAUUUUAAAAUAAAUCCAUAGAAAGACUUGUAUUGACUGACUCCCUAACUUACGGGUUAUUAAUGAGAUAUUUAUAUGCUCUUAAGCUGUUUGAGAUUACAGGAUCUGGCCUUGCUCCGUAUUGUAUACCUGCCUGAAACUGCUUGGCAAAAAAAAAAAACCACAGAAGUGCUGCUCAAGUGAUUAGGAGAGAACCUGCUAAUUCAUACUUGUAACUUGCUUAUGUCCUCGUGCUAAUUGAGUGGACUAAUUUGCAUAGCUCAGAAUUCAAUUGUAUUAUGGGGGCUGCAGGAACUAGUCCUGAAUCUUGUAGCUGCUGGAUAAAUCAUAAAAGCCUGUAUGUAAAAUACAGAGAAAUGAGCAUUUUUGCACGAUGGCUAUUGUUAUUAUUGAUGUGUAGAGGUAAUGCAUCAAAAGCAGUAUCUAAAUCUGGAGUUAAUGCUGCACCGUACAAAUAAAUUCCCUUCAAGGCUGUUUUGUAGAUCUGAUGAAUUCGUUAGCUUGCUGUUAAUUUCAUUAACUCCCCUCAGGAGAAUUUCAAAGCAUUUUGGACUCAAGGUAGUUGCUUUGCUUAUUACUACAUUGUACCAGAUAAGCUGGGAACAUGACUUCCCAGCAUAAAAUGCCUUGGUGCUAAUGCAGGAUAUAUUAACCUGCUUAGCACAAAGUAGGUAGACUUAGCUGGCUGUACCUUCAUGCAAUUCCCCAACUACUGAGCGUUCUGUAAGUAGUUUCAAUCUUAACAGUGAUCUUUCCACUCCUUGUGCUAAGCAUUGGCUAAUUCUAAAUUCUGUGCUAAAUUCUCUGUGGUUAAAACUUCAGUGUCAGAUUUGCAGUAUCUUAGAGUGCAGAUGAUCGCUCGUGAAGUAUUCACUGUAAGUGCUGAUGCUCCUUAAAUGAAAAAAGUAGCAUGUUGUGAAAUACUGAUCACAGGUAACACUGACUGGAACAUUCAGUGCACGAAAUAGUGACUCAGCUGGUUUGGUGAAUGCUUUUUAUCUUCCCAGAAAAGUUUGGAGAUUGAUAACGUGCUAAGACAAUGAAUUGUAACUCAGGAAACUCUGAAUUGGCAGUUCCUGCACUGCAGACCAGGUAUUUGGGAGUACUUGUGUUGGUUAUUGAGCUUAAAAACAGCAGUCCCACUGCAAUUUGCUUUAAGUAGUACUAAAUAAUGCCUGUGUUUUCUGCAGGGUGUUCGUGGGACACCCACAAAAACGGAAGGUGUCUGAGAUGGGGAAUUCUGAACGUAAACAUUAAAUUAAUUUUUUCAGUUUAUUUUUCAGAUGACAUGUCAUUCUUUAUUAAAGAGAUGCUGGUGCAUAUCCUAAAGUAUGUUCUCUUGUAGCUCUGUAACUGAAGAGUGAAGGAUGCUGAUGUCCUUGUACCUUACAGAGGUUGUCUUUUGGUACCCUGUUUUGUACAUAAGCUACUGUUGCUAGCAUAGAUGAGUUGCAAAAACAAUGACUAUAGUAAAUAUAUAGAGAGGAUUUGGCAGUUUUCAAAAUACCUGAAAGCUUGGCUAAAUCUGGCUUGGUUGUAGCUACAUAAGCAGAAUUUCUAAAAUGAGUUCUGCUUUGAGUUGCACGUAUUCAACAGGCAUUACAAUUAAAUAGCCAACUUCAUUUCAAGACCUUUUAAAGAUAGUGUCUUAAAAGCUGGCGAACAUGUCAAUGUUAAAAUGUGAUAAAGUUAUUAAAUGUGGGAGGUGAGAAGGUCAUGUUCCUUUGAUCUGUUCCGAUGAGGUUUUGGACUUUUUUCAGCAAAUCAGAUUGAUAUAACUGAAUCAUCAAAACAACUAAGAAAAGUGCUUGGUUGGUCAGACCUGUUCCUGGAUGGGUCUGCCUUGCAUAACCUAAUUUUGUACUGGACUUGGAGGACAUUGGCUGUUGCAAUUUAGCUUUGUUUUAACAAAAUUUGAGCCCUUUUUGACACUUGUUACCUAAAAACUGCAGCAUGUAGAAACUGGUAUCUUCAUAUCUUCACACUUUCUCAAACGAAUAGAGAAUAAUCCCAUCUUCUGGUGUAGACACGUUACACUAAUCAUGUAUACAGCUGACGAGAACCUGAAACUGCUUUUGAGAUUUUGUGGUAUUUUUGUGGUAGAAAAAUUCUUGGCUUCUCCUUGGCAACCAUUUAUUGUGGCAGCAAGCUUUUGCUGGAGUUUCUGAGACUGCAAUUUACACUUAAAACUAGUGGCCUGCUACAUAACUGCACUUAGCCAGCAUUUCUGCAGUUCAUAACUGUGAGGAACGUAGUACCACAAAUGGCAAUGGACAUUAGGACCCGGAUGUAGUAUUCCUGCUUGCUCCAAGAUUCUCAUUGCCGACUGCAUACAGGUAGGUAACAAGCAAUAUAAUAUAACUUGGUGACUUUCUAUGUAAUCUUAUACUGUGGGUAUUCUGACAUCACACUUCUGACUGUGGAAUUACAGUGCAGCACUCUUCAUACCUGUAUGUUAAACUUGCAUCAAAGCUGCGUGGUUUUCGGUUUUAAGCUUUUUGCCUUGUUCAAAGCCAAUAAGCAACAACUUACUGUGAUUCUUAGCUAAGUGCUUUCAGACCCGAUUCCUUUGUACAUGUGACUCGGCUUGUGUGCAUUUUUCUCACUUAUGGUGUAACGAAGACGUUCUUGGAGGAGCUCUGUGGGGAAGAGGGAGCGUGAUCUUACACUCAGUUAACAAGUCAACCCAGUGCUCUCAGUGCAUAGAAAAGGAUCGUUCAGACUUUCCGUAGUGACAGAGUGGCCCAUUUGCAAUGCAUCCCUUGAUGUAGAGUCUUGGCUCGGUAGGGAAUGUGUUAGUAAUCACUGCUGUAGCCCUGUGUAAACUGGUAGCCAAAGCUCAGUAUCGUGGUCAGCUUUAGGAUGGAUUGGGAAUACUUCUCAGGACAUACAUGUGACUGCUUGAAUGAAUAUCCCUGUAAAAAGUUCAGUAGAGCUUAUUGGACAUCUCAGUUGUCUUUAAUUAAUCCUUGAUAGGCAAACAAAGCACAUUUCUCUGCCUUCGACAGUGGUGAGAUUCUAUAUUUCUGCCUCUUAGUCAUCUUGGUAGCGUAACGCUCAACUUCAUUUUUCAUCUGUCUUGAGGAUGUGAUUCUAAACUCUUCAUUAAUAGGAAUGCUGAAUGUAGUGUUUCAGGAUUAACAUGUUUAUGUUUCCAGACAUCCAGACAUGCUGAUCUCCAGCUCUUUUGCAUUAGUUCUUGAACCUGAAUUUCAAGGUCCCUUGUUUCAGCACACGACCUGGCUCGUCUGAUCAGCUUUUUCGGAGAUGCUGUGAUGUGUUUUCCCAUUUGAUCUGCAAAGUUCUGCUUUGCAUACUCGUUUCUGGUAUUUUGCACCAAUCUGUGUUAUGUUCAAGAAAAUGCUCUUGCUGUUCAACAUGCGAUCUGCUGGACAGCCUUGCCCUGCUGUAGUUAGCUUACAGUGUUCCUCUGAAAGCAGCCAGUGCACCUUAAAUCUCAAGAAUGCAACGAUAGGCCUUUGUUUAGAGCACAGUGAGUGUAGCUCAAAUCUAUCUAACCAAACAGGGACACAGUUUGUCACAAAGUCAGCUUGAUUUUUUUUUUUCGGUGAUGGCUUACUCUAAACCUGUGACUGGAAUUCAGCAGCAAAACUGCUGACAGUGUGCAUACUGUCAUGUAGUAAAACUGAACUAUUAAUCUUUAAACCGAUGCUCAGAUCUCAGUAGUAUUUCCAGUGUGCUCUGGACACUUGACUUUACCUGCAGAAAUGUCGUGGAGGGGUUAUUGGCACAUCUGCUCUAUUCUACAUACUUAAACUUAGUAGGGUUUUGACACUCUUGGAGCAAGCAAUCUGUGACUGAACCAUAGGUCUCAUACCAGCUCUGACUGCCUGCAGUAGUGAAACUUGGUGUGGUAGAUAACUGAAAAGCCAGUCUGUAACAAGCGCGUACCAACAAAUGGCAUUAAAGUGCUUGCAUUGUGUUUCAUCUUGGUUUUAUAUCUUGGUGUGAAAUACACUUUUUCUCAAAAAGAUUAUCUGAAGCUCAGAAGUGUGGUGUCAGAAUACAUAUGCGUACCUGUUAGGCCCUCAGACCAGAUUCUGGUGCUGUCAGGAGAGCACAGCAUAGCGUGUAUGGGGGCUUUACUGUAACAUUAAGCAUACAAAGUGUUGAUUUGCUUGCAGUUUUCCCCAUAGCUAAACACUGAGGCCUGUGAGUAGUUUUAGGACUUCAGCAGUAAUGGGGUUGCAUGUCUCUGUUAAUCAUUGCCAGCUGCAGUGACAUGAUCAGGAAGGCCAGUGUUCUGUUCCAUCAUGUUAAAUAAGGCUAAGCAUGUUAGAAAGGAUGCAUAAAAAGUAUUGCUGCUCUGACUAAUUACUUGGCUUCUCCCACUGCUAGGAAGUUUGGAAUCGGCUAAUUAGCUUCAGAUUUUUUUCUCUCCAUACCAGCUAGUGGGGCUCUUAAAUAGCUACUUACUGGAAAAGGAAAAAAGGGAGGAUUGGCCUUCUCCCACUUCUGUCAUUGCUGCUAGAUAAUGAUUGACAUGUUAGGACUUGGCUGUGCAAUCCCGCAGUGGUCUGUGAAUACCCCAUCUCUAUAAAUGUUGCUUCUGAACACCAGUACUGAAGAGCUAACUGGGAGGGCUGGGAGGAGUGUGGCUAUAUAAGUGAAUCUGGAGUGUUAAAAGGAUGCACAAAGAUAUAGUAUCCCUUAUGCAUGGUGUUUGUUGCUAUGGCAUAGAAAACAAAACGUGCAUACUAUAUUUCUGCUCCCGAGGGCCAUGAUAAAACCCAGGUGGUGGGUUUGAGACUAAACUUGAACUUUUCCCUACCUGGUCAAAUCCCAUUGUGACCAUUGUGAUUUGCCUCCCACCUUGAGGUGUGCACAGAACGUUGUACUGCUACAUCCCUAGUUGCUAACCAUCGAAGUUUGCCCUCAAUUAAGCUGUAAGUAAAAGGGGGGUUGUCAGAAGGGAAGAAGCUGUUGCUUAGAAAAAAAGCAGUAGACUUAUAGUGCUAAUCUCUAGUGUCUUCCUUUGGCUUUUGAAGCACUUCUAGGACUAUUGAACUGGGGGCUGCUAGGAGUAAGGGGCACUGCACUCCUUCAUGAAGCAGAAGGAAGAGGGCAUUGUACAGGAGACAAACUAGGCUCAAAUAGAAGUAGUAGCUUGAUUGGAAUCCUUAAUGCCUUCACAUAAGGGAUAGUAUACCUCUGGCUGCAAUCAAACUUCAUUGUACUCAGACUGGUGAUUUACGGUUUGUGCUCUGACAAGGUGCAGUUCUUCAGUCAACUACAUGCAUAUUCCUUCACUUCUUCACAAGUGCUUAGGCUAGCCUAUUUCUGCCCCUUAUUCUUCCAUUUAAUAUUUUGGAAUAGUUUGUAAAUUCCCCUUCAUAACUAAUCAGUCCAUGUAUCUUAAAUCUUUGCUUUUUAAGUUAGUUUUGAAAUGGUUACAAGUUUCUGUAUGUUAUUAUAAUAACUUCACUUGUUAUCCUUUAGGUGAAGAUGCGAGCUGAGUGAAACUGGCGUGCUCAUCCAUGAGAAUUCAGGAGCUGAGCAUGAGCACAUCCAGCCUGAUGUCCCGUGAUAUGUGAGUGGACCAAGGUACCAAGGGAACAAAAGAAGAUGAAGCCCAAAUGCAGUGAAGAGGAGCCAGGAACGUUCUAGGAGUUUUUAAAAAUAAAGUAUUUGAAUUUUC
Messenger RNA from Phasianus colchicus (ring-necked pheasant), 8620 nucleotides. Lineage: Eukaryota; Metazoa; Chordata; Aves; Galliformes; Phasianidae. The record is from RefSeq and is a predicted model, not a curated record.